Molecule: messenger RNA, 766 nt
Organism: Desarmillaria tabescens
Lineage: Eukaryota; Fungi; Basidiomycota; Agaricomycetes; Agaricales; Physalacriaceae
Exons: 1
Coding region: 135-560 (141 amino acids)
Source: RefSeq, a predicted model, not a curated record
GUCCCUGGCGCCAACUCCAUGUGGCACCACGAUGGAAAUCACCAUCCGUUUCCACCCAUGGUCACUUUUAUCGUCUACUAAUCAUCAAGUUCUAGGCCUGAUUCGGUGGAAAAUUGUCCUCCACAUAUUUGUCGAUGGGAAAACACGUGUCAGUGGUCAACAUCAGAGCAAGCAACUCCAACCGACCGUAUGUUGUCCUCAUGGUUUUCAUUGAUGCAACACUUGUCUGGGGGGUUCCCAUACGCUUACGUGGUGACCACGGUGUUGAAAACCUGUAUGCGGCUCAGUGGAUGGAGAAUUAUCAAGGAGUAUUGAGCAACUGCAUACAUUUGGGGCCGGUGAGUGGAUUCAGUAGCUCAAGAUUGUCCUGUAUUGAUAAUGAGUACCAUAGCUCAGUUCAUAAUACGAGAGGAGAGCGAAUGUGGGUAGAGACUUCCAGAAGUUGGGCCGAUCGCUGGCACGAAUUCUUCACGGAGCUCGAGGCUAGCUACAGGUCUGGACCACAAAAAUUCGGCACAUAUCUGGUUGGUCCAUCACCUGUUUCUUGCCGAUAUAGAUGAGGCUGCCCGCCAGUGGGCGGAUGAAUGGAAUCAUCACAAGAUUCCAUUGCAGGGUAAGCGAUCUGAGAUGCCUAACAAUAUGUGGUUGGAAAGUCAGCUCAUGGAUGGCUUUCGCGGCCUUGAGCACAUCACGCCGACAGACCCCUCUGGUUGUGGAUCCACUUGCAGCUGUCCCUAACAUGGGUGUCAACCAGGAGAUCCUUACC